AUGGUGAGCCCCACGCUCAUAUUCAAUGGAUCCAUCUCUGGAUUCGUUGGGGUGCUACUUGGUAUCAUUAUCUCCCUCAUAGUGAACUGCACGCUGGUCGAGAUCAGCAUCAGCAGCUACUUCUCCCUCUACUUCGGCGUCCUCUUCGUCGUGGUGGGGGCCAUCAUCCUGUGGAGAAUAUUUAGCCAGGAGCCCGGUGACGGAAUGGGGUCGACAGCAAAGCGAAAGCCGCUCAGCGCCUUCGCGCUGCUCAUCAUCCUCUCAGGCAUCGUGUGCUUCACCCUGGAGCAGAAGUGGUACCACGGAAUGAGCCCAAUUGCCAAGGUGCCGCUGUACAUGGUGCUAGGCACCUCGGUGGCGUUCGCGCUCACCUUCUCAGUGGUUGACUUGGUCAACUACAUCCUAGGCUUCCUUCAGGUGUCCAUCGCCAAGCCCUUCGUGGAGUCUGCCGCGCAGGUGUACAUGGUGCUCACGACCGCCCUUAUCAUGGGCGGACUCUUCGGCCUCAUCUUCGGCAUCAUGGAUGUUGAGGACGAGGUGAGCUACCAGAUACGCCUUGCACUGCUGAGAGAGGAGCGCUACUGCUAUCCGGUGGGGGCGGUGCUGGGCGGCGUGGUCGGGUUCCUCAACGAGUACAUCCGUGAGGAGGAGGAGCGGUGCAGCCCUUCCAUACCGGGCGGCUACGACGAGGACAUCUGA
Prorocentrum cordatum is the source of this 699-nucleotide messenger RNA. NCBI's taxonomy places the organism in Eukaryota, Dinophyceae, Prorocentrales, Prorocentraceae. The record is from the annotation of a GenBank genome assembly.